Fusarium pseudograminearum CS3096 is the source of this 813-nucleotide messenger RNA. RefSeq lists its product as uncharacterized. The record is from RefSeq and is a predicted model, not a curated record. Bases 1 to 813 code for a protein of 270 amino acids. NCBI's taxonomy places the organism in Eukaryota, Fungi, Ascomycota, Sordariomycetes, Hypocreales, Nectriaceae. The transcript has 5 exons. Gene Ontology annotation, molecular function: oxidoreductase activity, acting on the CH-OH group of donors, NAD or NADP as acceptor.
AUGACGAUAACAUAUGGAACCCGUCUCAAAGACAAAGUGUGUAUCGUAACAGGCUCCUCUUCAGGGUUUGGCCGUGCGAUAGCACUUGGUUACUCCCUCGAAGGAGCCUUGAUUGUCUGUGCAGAUCUACAACAAGGUGCACGCGCAGACGUGAACGGUGAAGAGGCGAUCAGUACCCAUGAACUCAUCAAACAGAAAGGUGGCGAAGCCAUUUUUGUGCAAACAGAUGUUAGUAAAAAUGAUGCUGUGGAAAAUCUUGUCAACAGAGCAGUGACCGAGUUUGGCCGAGUGGAUGUAGUGGUCAACAACGCGGGUAUCUCGAUCGAGUCAGGGAAACCGUCACGCAGAAUCCACGACACCCCAGAGGAGUGGUGGGAUACAACCAUGGCUGUUAACCUCAAGUCUAUCUUCUUACUCAGCAAGCAUUCCAUUGCCCAGAUGCUUAAACAAGACAAGAAUGAGGCUGGCGACCGCGGUUGGAUCAUCAACAUCGCGUCCAUCUUUGGACUAGUCGGAGGAUACGCCCUUCCUUCAUAUGUUGCGUCCAAGGGAGGAGCCCAAAACCUGACUCGCUCUAUCGCUCUGGACUACGCAAAAGACGGCAUUCACUGCAACGCCAUCUGCCCUGGCUUCGCAGAGACGGCCCUUCUUGCCGACGCUGUCAAGAUACACGAUAAGGAAGUCAUUCGCUCAAAGCACCCACUGCAUGGACUAGGUACAGCACAGGACAUUGUGGGUGCAGCCAUAUUCCUUGCGAGUGCCGAGGCGAGAUGGAUCACGGGGAACGUGGUCAAGAGUCUCAUCUGGUGGUAG